This is a messenger RNA of Ichthyophthirius multifiliis, 1309 nucleotides long. Its product is annotated as voltage-gated ca2+ alpha subunit, putative. Gene Ontology annotation, cellular component: membrane; voltage-gated calcium channel complex. Gene Ontology annotation, molecular function: high voltage-gated calcium channel activity. Gene Ontology annotation, biological process: calcium ion import across plasma membrane. The record is from RefSeq and is a predicted model, not a curated record. Lineage: Eukaryota; Ciliophora; Oligohymenophorea; Hymenostomatida. The transcript has 3 exons.
AUGUUCGACUGGAGAAUCUUGGAAUAUAGUAUAAACAGAUGUUUAAAUGGUUGUGGAUCCAAGGUUGGAUAUAUUUAUUUUGUGUUUUUUUAUUUGAUUUUUAGUAUGAUUCUUGUUAAUCUUUUCAUUGCGGUUGUUUUAGAAGUUUUUGAGAAAAUAAUGUACGAGGAAAACUCCCAUUUAAAACCUGGACAAAUAGACGAUUUUAUAUACUAAUGGCAAAAAAUAGAUAAAAAAGCGACCCUUUUUAUACAAGCUGAGUAGAUAUUUGAAUUAUUAAAUAAAGUUGAAUAACCUUUGGGUUGGAAAGAUGUUAAAUUAAAUGAAAACUAGAAAAAAGUAAUUGUUGGAAAUUUAGGAAUUUCUCUUUAUAUGCAUUAAUAUAAAUAAAAUACUAUAAAGUUUUAUUUUUAUUUUUAUGAUGUACUUUUAGCUAUUACUAAAAAGUUUAUUAUGGAUAAAAUUCAAAACGAAGAUGAAAAAUUAGAAAGUGAGAAUAAAGGACAUUAUGUAAAAUAAAUAAUGCAAAACUAUAAAAAUAAACUAAAAAAGAAUUUAAAAUAAAAAAUUAUUACAUAAUAUGAUUCGUCAUAUUUAGUAGCCGUUUUGAUAAUAAAAAAGGCAUUACGAAAAUACAGAAUAAGGAAAUAAUAAUUAAAUUUAUAAAGUGAUACUUAAGAGAAUUAAGAUGAUUUUAAUUUAGUAAAUAGAAAAAAUGCAAAUUGAACAAUUUUAUAAAUAUAUUAUUUUAUAAUAAAAAUUCAAUAUUAUUUAGGAGAUUUUGGUGUAAAUUCUCUUAAAAAUUACGCUAAAGAUACUCUUUGUGUAUAAUUACUUUAAAAAAAUCUUCUAAAAAAAUACUGAAAAUCAUUUUCAGGUAUUUAUAUUCCUUCUUUUUCUAUAAAAUUUUAAAUAUCAAAUUAAUUUAAAAAACCUUUUUUUUCAAAAUCAAUUAAAUAAAAAAUAUCCUUUAAUUUAUUUUUUUUAAAAAAAAUCUGUUUCAGUCCUUCUAUAGCACAUUCAUUUUCAAUAAUAGUGCAUAAAAAUUAAAUAAAAAUUUGUCUACUCUAUUAACAGAAUAUAUCUUAUUAUAAAAAUUAUAAAUCAUAUCUUAUAUCUUCCACUAAAGGAGUAUUUAAACCGAAAAAAAUAUCAUUAAAUUCCCCAAAAGUCAAAAAGCCGUCAUUAUCUUUAUCGAAUCUUCUAAUAAAUAAAUACAAAUCGUGUUUUUGAGGAUAUAAUUCGAUUUUUUCGAAAAAAAUCUUAAUUUCAUUUACACUUAUUUUACCUUUUCCAUCUAUAUCGAAUA